Messenger RNA from Meira miltonrushii, 2488 nucleotides. RefSeq lists its product as uncharacterized. The transcript has a single exon. Gene Ontology annotation, molecular function: protein binding; zinc ion binding. The record is from RefSeq and is a predicted model, not a curated record. Lineage: Eukaryota; Fungi; Basidiomycota; Exobasidiomycetes; Exobasidiales; Brachybasidiaceae. The coding region runs from base 355 to 2454 and encodes 699 amino acids.
UUGUUUGACAAUUAGACUACGCGUGCAUGACAUUGUUCACAUACUGACUUUCCGCCUGUGCCUUAUCCGUGCUGAGCAGAGCAUGAGCAUAGCUUCUACCCGAGAAGCUGAGCAGCAAUUUCCUUCCGAUGCGAGGCUAUCAGUGAUACAUCUUCUUUCUUCCCUUCCAAUAUCGAUCCUCUUGAAGGUAAUUCGAGGGUCCAUAGGUGGAACGGGGAAGCCUUCUGUCUCGCUAUAUUCUACUGCUGCGACGAUCAGUAUUAACUCACAUCAUACAACGUCGGCCAGUUCAAUUUGCUCGCUGAGACACUCUCCCCCACACGACAUGAAUGGUAUAAAUUAAGCCAAUUCAAGAUGAAUAUCGGAUUACAUCCUGAUAUUCCAAGCGGAGUUCCCCUAAUCCUCAAAGCCAAUUGCGAAGAGCGCAUGAAAAGGAUUCGAUUUGGACCUGAUGUUAGCAAUUUGUGUUUUGAUGAAUUUCAAAGGAAAGUUGGACAUGCAUUGCAAUUCGACGACGUGGAUUUCUCGGUAACAUGGCAAGAUGAUGAUGGAGAGUAUUGCCAUAUCACGAAUACGGAUGAUUUAAAGGAAGCUUUGCUCUACUUUGCUCCUUCUACAAUCACUUCUUCGGCAGCGUCUUCCGGAAGUAGCAGCAAUGGAACCACAGAACUACCCCCAAUCACAAUGCGUGUCAAUGUGCAAGUUGAAACGGCCGUCUCGCUGAGUGACUUUGGCAGCUCUGUUUGGGGCGGAAGCGAUGAAGAGGAUGAAAGUUGGUACGGCGAUGAAGGUGGCAGCAGCCCAGGCAAGAAGUCAAUGAGUAAUGCAUCUUUGGGCAGCAGCCGAUAUCGAUUGAGCACUGCUAGCGGUUCUAAUGCACGCAGUCGAAAGACGCACGGUUCAUCGAGAAUAAGCUCACAGGCAUCAUCGACAAGCUCCAGCAGCUCUUGGCAAUACCCACAAAGUCAGAUGGCUUACAGUCCAAAUCGUUCAGAGAUGAGCAGACAUGGACCUUCACCGCUUGGUAAAUGGCGAAAUGGGGUCAGACAAGGUUCUGUGGCCAGUGAAGAUCCAAGUGAGCUCAAUUCGCUUAGUAGCCUAUCAAUCCAUCCUUCUUCUCGCUCACGACGCCAAGAACGACAUACACACCAUUCAGAUUCGGAUUCGGACGGCAGUUGUGACACACAUGCUCCUCGGAUCAAGCAUGCUGGUGGAAGAAAUACAAUUCGACAGGAAGAACCAAACGGAUGGAAUGUUCAUGUUGGUAUUCAAUGCAAGACUUGCCAUAUUGAACCAAUCAUUGGGGUACGUUAUCAUUGUGCAUCUUGCGUCAAAGGUGCAGACUUUUGCUCCGAUUGCGAGAGGACAGGAAAUGCGGUCCGAUUGUCUACCCAUCAUGAAGAAUCGCACAUUAUGAUCAAAUUUGGUACUCCGCUCAAUGGAGUGGAUGUAGCAGAUGUUCUGGGACGUGCUUUGCAUGUCACAAGUCAAAGGCUGGUGGAACAAGCGAGUGAUUCAUCCUCUUCCACUUCGGGUCCAUCAACUUCACCGACGAAAAUUAGAACCAAGACAUAUGCUGUUCGAGGACAGAUGCCCAAGAACGUGUUGCGAUGCUCAUUCUGUGCUGGAUCUGUGAUUGGUACACGAUACAUUUGUGCAAAUUGUCCAAUCGUAACGAUUGAUUCCCGUGACGGAUACAACCUUUGUUCCUCGUGUGAACUGCAAUCACUUAGAUGUCACGACCCAACACAUUUUUUCAUCAAGAUCAGGAUGGAUCCCACUACUGCGCAUAUUGAUAGGAUAGCCCUCGGUGAUCGAUGGGAAAUACAAGAAUUGACAGGCGGUGGAUCAUUAUUGCCUUGCUUGUAUUCGGACUUGCCAGUUCCCGAUCCGUUUUUACCGCCAAACGAACGAAACGGUCAACGAAAUUCAACGAUUCGAUUGGGUGAUGGAUUACAGAUCCAGGGUGCAGAUGGCAGUCAGAUCUCGAUUGGAUCACCCAACGAAGCGAAUGGAGGCUUGAUGAUGCGAGGCACUAGUGGUUCCGAAAUAUCGAUCGAUGGUUCGAAUAUGGGAGGAGGCGGUGCGUUGGGUCUUCGCGGUUGGUGUCCUCCAUGGUUAGGAGGGCAAUCACAAAGGGAUAUUGAAUUGCAAAGGAUGCGUGAAGCGAAUGCUCGGGUCGUCGUUCCAUUGGAAAUGUUGGUUCAUCCUUCGAUUUUAUGCGAUAAUUGUUUUCAGUUGGUUCAUGGUGCUUGGUAUAGGUGUUGCCAUUGUACAACUUCUUAUGAUUUAUGUGGAACGUGUAUGUCAAGAAUUGCUCAUGAUCAAACUCAUGCUUUUGCCGUUUUCAAACAACCUGUAGAUUUGGAUUUGUUCAAAUCUUGCGUGGAUCAUCAAGAUGCUGGUGAUACACCAGGUGCUUCAAGACCUAUGCUUAACUUUUCACUCUCGUAAAUGGGAUGCGUCGGGAAAUGGUUUGUCUAUUAUA